CCAGUGGUUCAUUGAUUAAUAGAGCUGUGUUGUAAACUGUGUGCGAGUUAUUGAUUCCAUAUAUUGUUCAGGUCUGAAAUAGUCUUUAGGAAAAGCAGCUUCCCCAUUUUAAUUCCAUAUACUUCUUGAUGAUUGAGUCAUGGAGAUUUUAUAAUUUUAGGAUCAGAUUUCAGUCUAAUUGGUAACAAAAAGUGAUGGGUACCAGUUAAUAAAGGAACUACUGAGGAGGGGAGUCCUUGGGGAGCAGGAUGGUGCCCCGCCCACUCUUACUUUACCUCCAGAUUCUUGUUCUAGCCAGUGGCCUAGCACAAGCCCUGGGAGUCCCUGACAACUAUCAAAGAUUCAUGGACUCCUACGGAACUUGCCAGCACACAUCAUUCUUUGAAGUCGAGGACAAUGAGUACUAUAUUCAUGCCAAGGGUAGUGGGCAGGCCUACCAGGCACUGCGGUGCUCUCUACGAUUUAGGACGUACCCAGAUCAACAACUGUGUGUGAAAUUUGAUAGUUUUAGGAUAGAGGAUUGUGCUGUUCAUUUUAAGGUGUUCCAAGAAAACCAGCCUAUAGACUUUACAAGGCAGCCAAAUGAUAAUUGUUUAUAUCGUCAUUAUGGCUGUCGAGAUUCUCCUCAGACUGUAUGCAGUACAGACCGAUUUCUGACCUUACAGCUUUAUAAAGAGAGAAUUGAUGCUGUAGAUUAUGACUUCUCUCUAACAGUCAUGCCAAAAACAAUGCAAAGUGCUAUUUCAGAUGAGAUCAUCAUGUCCCUGGGGGUGAUGGUGGGGGUGAUAGUAGGAGUGGUGGUAUUUAUAGCAAUACUAGCCAUCUUUGUCCUGUUCUGUUGCUGCAAGAAGGACAGACAUCAUGGAAGGGUGUUCAAGAAGAAAAACAGCAAGCCACGGGCAUCUGCUCAGGGGAGAUUACUUGAGCCAGGUCCAGAGCCUUCAGCCCCACCAUUGGAUCCAGACAUGGAAAUGCAUCAACACAUUGCAACAAAUUACGGACACUAUCCUAAUGAACCCCCUCCUCCUUAUGAACCCAAACCAGAGCCAGUUUAGCACACAGAUUUGUAUUGGACAUGGUGGCCAGAAAGUACACAGAGAAGUUCAAUUCAAUGAUAUUCUUAUCAAAUCAGUAGUCAUUUAGUAUGAAAAUAAUAGGAUAUGUAGCAGUAUAUUAUAUUUUUGUAUGGCUAGAAAUGGGGCAGAUAAAGGUUUUUUUCAGUGCAAAUAGUUCUGAGAAAUUGUUUAUUGAUAUUUCUUAGAAGUAAUAUAUUUAUUUAUGAGGCUUUGUUUAAAUCUGAAUCCUUGAAUGAAAGACAUCUGUGUUGCCAUAUUGUGAACACCUGAACUUCACUUGGAGAUGAAUUAUUACUGUGAGUGAAUAAUAUUUGAUAUUUUGAAGGAAAAAUGUGAUAUUGCAAUGGCUGUCCAUAAGAUGUGUGGAGGAGUAUUUAUUGGACAGUGUGUGCCAUGGGGAUUAUUUUUUAAUGGCUAUUUAUAAUAUGAAAUUUAUUUUAUAUAGUUAUAUUUCUGGGGGAAAAAAUUGUAUGUACAAGACUGAUGAUCUAUGUAUUUGAUUUCAUAAUUGAUGCUGCAAUAUUGUCAGAAAAUUGAUUUGAUCUCUAAAGAUUUGAAUCUAUAUUGAUAUGACUGAGUCAUUGAUUUUAAAACUUGAAAUAAUGUCACUAUGUGAUAAAAUGCAUAAUUUGAAUACAGGCAUUAGAUAUAUAUACUCCAUAAAUACAGAUGAAAUUUGAAAGGUGUAUAAUUUUUAAAACUAAAUUUAAAUUUCACCUUUGAACUCUUUAAAUCAGCAUUUUGGACAAACAGGCUAUUUGUUACCUCAUUAAUUAUUUAAUUUUUUCUAAACUUUUUUUUAAAAUUCUAAGUAAAUACAAUGUAGUCUUAAUUAUAUAUCCAUUUAAACAAACAGAAGACUGAAAUAUUUAAAGGUACACAUAUUUGUAUAGCUGCAAACAAAAUUAACACAAGUACAUGUAAUUUUAUUUUAUACAUAAUUUUUUUUACAAAAAGUAAAUGGGAUUGGGCAUCAGGCAAAGCCUAUUGGUUUAUUCCCACCUAGCCAACAUUUUGGCUAAGUGGGAAGACACCCCUACAACAAGGUCAAGGUAAACAGACACUUUACAGGUAUAAUACUAAUUGAACAAACAUUGUAGACAAGAAA
Messenger RNA from Saccostrea echinata, 2184 nucleotides. RefSeq lists its product as uncharacterized. The transcript is spliced from 6 exons. The record is from RefSeq and is a predicted model, not a curated record. Bases 249 to 1055 code for a protein of 268 amino acids. Lineage: Eukaryota; Metazoa; Mollusca; Bivalvia; Ostreida; Ostreidae.